Molecule: messenger RNA, 571 nt
Organism: Coffea eugenioides
Lineage: Eukaryota; Viridiplantae; Streptophyta; Magnoliopsida; Gentianales; Rubiaceae
Exons: 2
Coding region: 1-516 (171 amino acids)
Biological process (GO): response to auxin
Source: RefSeq, a predicted model, not a curated record
AUGGAAGACCAUGGAGGAAGCAAGGUAACUGGAAUCAGACAAAUUGUUAGACUCAAGGAAUUCCUCCAAAAGUGGCAAAAUGUCACACUUGGAACGAAGGAUGGUGAUGCUAGUAAUACGCAAUGCGACAACAAUCAAAGCCGCGGAGGAAUUUCACCUGCAAUAUCUAGGAGGCUGAUGAGUUGCAAUGUCUACUGUGAUUCCGAUGAGGAUGGUUGCGCGAGUCCUGAACCACCCCACGAUGUCCCCAAAGGAUACUUGGCUGUUUAUGUUGGCCCUGAGCUUCGGAGGUUCAUCAUUCCCACUCGCUAUCUUAGUGAUCCAUUAUUUAAGGUGCUGCUAGAAAAGGUUGAGGAGGAGUUUGGUUUUGAUCAUAGCGGCGGCCUCACUAUCCCGUGCGAGACUGAGACCUUCAAGUACCUCCUGAAAUGCAUGGAAACUCAUCAGAGAGAUCAGGCUGAGGCUGAACACAACCAUGAUGAUGCAGCUGGAACAUCAUCUCCUGUUGAGGAGUGACUACAACAGUGUCAUAGGAAUGGUCCCAGUUUUUUUAGGGGCUGAUGAUCUUCUG